AACUAUGGAACAUGAUAAUGAAAAAAAACCUGAUUAUUUUAUAACAUAAUUAUAAUAAUCUGGGGCCCCAGAUCACAUAAACAUAAUUAUAUUACAGUAGUCAUUAUGAUUGUCUCAUCCGCGUCUACAUUGUACUGCGUGCCAUGCAGCUAGCAUUCCAUCUCCUUGCUUGGCAACUCCGCCACUCAUGCAGGCGCAGGCACAAAAAGAAACAAAGAUCGUGCCUAGACCGUGCGAGUUGAAGCGAUCACGCAGCUUUUUCUCAUUUUCUUGCCUCGCUUUUGUGUGUGUUCUGUGUUGACGAAUGUCCCUUUCAUGAGCACAAGCCAACGAACCAAUCAGAAGAGAGGAUUCUUCCCGGCUCUUGGUCGCCUGGUCGGCCAUCUUUACUUGUGCUUGUGAUCAGGCUGCGGCAUCAGCGACGAGAGUGUGUCAGAAAAGCAGGCGUAAACGGGCCGAAAGUUCGGCUUGACCGCCGACGGAAAGGCCACUAGGUCACUGAACCACCCACCUCUCAAAUUGGUCGAAAAAUGAGGCGUUCUCUGUGACGCAUUCGCCGUCACGUCUAGCUGAAGUGGAAGCCGGGAGGACACACACGCUUCUGAGAAAGUUCUUGCCAUCAAAAUGGGGUCCGACAUGAUGAGUCUCUGUCGGCUCUGUCUCAUGGAAAACACCAUCAUGUUGCCAAUCUUCGGCGAGGAUGGCAAACACCGCAGAAUCAGAGAAAUGAUCAAAGAAUCGCUCAACAUCGCGUUGUUCCAGACAGACCCUCUGCCCAGAAAAAUCUGCUGCAAGUGCUACUUCAAGCUGCAACAAGCCAAUGAGUUGAAGUCGGACUGCCAAAAGAGCACCAAGGUCCUCAUCAACCACAUGAAUGCACAGCGUUCGGCUGACGCUGCCAAAAUGAUUAAGACACUCAACUAUCAAUUGCAAAUAUUGCACGGAAAUGCGCCUCCUGGUGAACCUCAGAAGGAACCUGAAGCUUUUGGUCCAUCCAGAGUCGUCGUUGCCUCUGCCAGUGGCGGCGUUGGGUCCUCAAGCACCAACCACUUCCCACAAUCAAUCAGGCCUGCUAUUCACACCCCCUCAACCUCAAACCAACAACAAAUGAGAAACCUCUAUCGAGUUGUGCCUUCGAGUCGCAUGAAAUUCCGGCUACGCAAGCCAUCCGUACCGUGCGGAGUGUGCGGCAAGCUUUUCUUGAGCAAGAAAUCAGCGAGCGCACAUAUGCACAAAAACCACUCUAUUGAUGAGGUCAACAACAUUUGCACAAACUACAAGUGCACGGUUUGCUUCCGUGGGUUUGAAACAUUGAUUGGAUUAAAUUUGCACAGGCACCGCAAUCAUCGCCUACCCCCGUUUAGCAGUGUACACCGAGGAGCCGGCACUCAGGCCCGGUCAGUACAGCAAAUGCAGCAGCAACGCCAAGCAGCAUCGUCGACAGCACUGCAGCCACAGGUGCAGCUUGCGCCAGUUCAUACGCCUCGACUGAUUUUGCCUAAAGACCCCGAGCAAAAGUCCGACACUCAUGAGUGUCAUCUUUGCUUCCGAAUCUGCAAAAGUGAAGGAAUUUUGAAAAUGCACAUUGCCACGGUGCAUAAGGAAAUAAAUUCAGCGGGUCAAAGACUCAGCAUCGAUGCUGGACCCGAGGCAGCUUCGUCCGAAAACCCGGCUUUGGAUAACCUCAAGUGCUCCUUGUGCCAUCAGCCAUUCCGUAAUGUCAACGGCCUAGUGGGUCAUCUACGAACGGCCCACGGUAAACCAAGCUGUGCUAUCUGUCUGGAAAUAUUCUCCACCCAGGAAGAUUUGAACGCCCACAGGCAGACACACAAGCCUGGGUAUAGCGAGCAGCAGGCGGAGAAGAAAAUCCCACCACCGGACGUUUUCACUUGCCCCAUAUGUGGCAAGUCCUUUGACAACUCCACCUCACUGUCUAGACACAAGGGCUACCACACCAAAAUGGGCCCGAAUUGGUCUCCAAGUGUUGGGUCAACCUCAAAUUCCACUGUGUCCUCACCUACACCAAAAUCGACAACUUAUCGUCAGUCUAUUAUUGAAUCAGAAAGUCCAAGGAAGGUCUUUACAUGUGACAUAUGUGGAAAGAAGUUUGACAACAAUUUGUCUCUUGCUCGGCAUAGGGCUUGCCAUGCCAAAUAUGGUGCCCAAAGGUCGCUGAUUCCUCCCCAGAGGCAAAUUUCCCCACCCAAACCGGCAUCAGAUGACUACGAACCGGUGGAAAAGAAGCCUGUCCUCGAUGACCAGGGUAAAAUUGUGGACAGAGUAUCCUUGCAGAAACUGAAAAGCAACUCCACCACAAUACCAUUCUGCCUGUACUGCAAAAAGAUUUACGAAUCGCAGGACAAACUCUGGGAGCACAUCUGCACCAUGCACCCAAACGAUCCAAGGUACCGCUGUCAGGAUUCGGGCUGCCUUCGGGUUUUCUUCAGUGGUACAGGUUUCCGGAGCCACCAGACGGCACAGGGCCACAACGCGCCACCCGAGACAGCCAACAGCAACAAGUCUGUCGAUAGUGGCCCCAGCAUGGUGUUCCUCAGCUCCGACACAUCCCCUGUUGUAGGCAGCAGCAGCAAGUGCCAGAUUUGCAUGCGAAAGUUUUCAAACAUCAACAACUUGCGGCGGCACAUCAAAAUGGCGCACAGAAAUCAGUCGAGCUUUAUGUCCAAGCAGAUUGUCCGACACAAUCCCUCCUCGAUUGCCUCCAUGUAUGGCAGGAAAAUUGGGCGUGUACUUUGUCGAUACUGUCCCAAAUAUCUUAGCUCCAAGUACAUAAGCGAGCAUGAAAAGAUGCACAGAAUUCGUGGAGACAAACCCAGAGCGGCCAGGGACAAUGGUCAACAGUCGCAAGAAGUAGAGGGUCCGUCCCAAGUUGACGAAGGAGAGGGCAAUUUGGGCAUGGAGCCCGAGGAAGAUUUGGAGGAAGACGAAGAACAAGAGGAUACCCCAAUAAACUCCUCUUUUGAGAUGGACAUUCCAGACUCGAUAACGAUGACACAAAAUCAAGACUUCAAAUUAAACAGGAAAAUUCCCAGAGCCCCCAAUUGCAAGUACUGCGGUCACACUGCGCUUUCCUUCUACGAGCUGCAGGAGCACCUCGACUCCAACCACCCAGGCCAGAUUUAUUACGUGUGUGAAGGCUGCCCUGAAAUUUACUUUGACCGGAAAACCCUCGUGAGCCACAACAUUGUGCAUACUCGAGUGUACCUCAACUGCAAAUAUUGCAACAAGAGCUUUGCUCGGCCAUUAGCGUUGCGGGGCCAUGAGAACCGGUGCCUGUACUUGCAAAAGAAGCAGCAAGGACUUAUGCCUGAGAGUGGCGAGGGUGCAUCGUCGUCCACUUCCUAUUCCUACACUUGCGAAUUCUGUAAUGAUAAGUUCAAUGAUUCCAUCACAUUUGUGCAACAUUUGCAGACUCAUGCGACAACAAACUAGUAAUCUGUGCAUUGAAACCAAAUUUUGAAGCUACUAUAAAUACCCUUUUUGAGUUGACCAUCAAGAUGAAAACUAAAAAAAAAACGUAUUCACCGAAUAAGCUGUUAGAAGUAAUAAAUUUAAUGUUGCUGUAUUAUUUGAACUUGAACAAGAUGUAUUUGAGUGAUUUUUGUUAUCUACGCAAAAGAAAUGAACGACUUACAAUUAGGCUGAACAAGCAACAAUGAUUAAAGCAACGCUUGUCUUUUCAGGUUUGAGCUGCAAAAUUUUAUUUUUACUUAAAUCCUGCAUUUAAAAGUAAUAAUGUAAGAAACGCUUAAAUAAAAUGAAAAACUUUUUACUCCAUAAAAGUGUUUUAUUUUUUUCAGUUUUCACCUGAUUUCCAAAAAAAAAGAAAAUGGA
Molecule: messenger RNA, 3852 nt
Organism: Neocloeon triangulifer
Lineage: Eukaryota; Metazoa; Arthropoda; Insecta; Ephemeroptera; Baetidae
Product: zinc finger protein 135-like
Exons: 4
Coding region: 625-3450 (941 amino acids)
Biological process (GO): regulation of transcription by RNA polymerase II
Cellular component (GO): chromosome; nucleus
Molecular function (GO): RNA polymerase II transcription regulatory region sequence-specific DNA binding; DNA-binding transcription factor activity, RNA polymerase II-specific; chromatin insulator sequence binding
Source: RefSeq, a predicted model, not a curated record